Messenger RNA from Fomitopsis serialis, 2450 nucleotides. RefSeq lists its product as uncharacterized. The record is from RefSeq and is a predicted model, not a curated record. The coding region runs from base 51 to 2075 and encodes 674 amino acids. Gene Ontology annotation, cellular component: nucleus. Gene Ontology annotation, molecular function: RNA polymerase II CTD heptapeptide repeat phosphatase activity. NCBI's taxonomy places the organism in Eukaryota, Fungi, Basidiomycota, Agaricomycetes, Polyporales, Fomitopsidaceae. The transcript is spliced from 11 exons.
GCACUCGGCUGUCUGAAUGCCCUCCGCUUCCCCGCACACCCGCACCCGCCAUGUCCUCUGUGACAGCACUCUUCCUCCCUCCCGACUUGCCCUAUCCCAUCAAGAUCACCGCACACGCAGUCGGCCCCGCCGCCAACGUCGCACGCGGCACCCGCCUCCUCAGCUACUCCUUCACGUAUCAUCCCCCUGAUGCCUCCGAGCCUGAACGUCGCUUCGGAACAUGGGACUCCUCCAUCGAGGGAACUGUCGAGAGAUGGGCCUUCAAGCAGGGUGAAACCGUCUCUCCGCGCAAGGCCACAGAGGUCCCCGCUGUUUACAUCACGGAGCCGUGCAAACAUGGCGUUCAAAUCGGCGGGUUGUGUUGUUUGUGUGGAAAGGACAUGACAGAGUUCUCGGACACCUCGCGUGCAUCAAUCCAGAUGACUCAUCUGGCCAACGGGCCUACUGUAUCUCUCGAGGAGGCACAACGUAUCGAGCAGGAGACUGCCCAGCACCUACUCAAGUCGCGCAAGCUGUCUUUGAUCGUCGACCUCGAUCAGACAAUUGUGCACGCCACUGUUGAUCCAACUGUCGGCGAAUGGAUCACGGAGGGAGAGGCGUGGGAGGCCCGACACGCCCAGCAAGCAGAGGCUGCUCAGAACAAGGAGGGCGACUCAGACCAGACUACCUCCGACGAUGAUGACGAGGUUAAUCCCAACUGGGAGGCGCUGAAGGACGUCAAGAAGUUCCGCUUGGGCCCUGAGGCGCUCGGCCAACCCUCUUUCCGUGGACCGAAAGGUAAGGGGAAGGAGAAGGCCGCUGAGAACGACGGAUGCAUGUACUACAUCAAGCCUCGGCCCGGCUGGAAUGACUUCCUGCAGACAAUGGCGACCAAGUACGAGAUGCAUGUGUAUACUAUGGGUACGCGUGCAUAUGCAGAGGAAGUCUGCGCCGCCAUUGACCCUGAAGGCAAGAUCUUCGGGGGCCGCAUCCUCAGCCGAGACGAAAGCGGAAGUUUGACGCAGAAGAGCUUGCAGCGUUUGUUCCCAAGUGAUCAGAGUAUGGUCGUAAUCAUCGAUGAUCGAGCCGAUGUUUGGGAAUGGACACCGACCCCUACCCCAUCUCCCUCUCAAGCUGUCACUCAGGAGACAGCGGAUGACUCGCAACCUCCUCAAGAACCCUCUACUCAAGAGACGACAGAAAGCUCAGUCCCACCACCACCACCAUCACCGUCUACACCACCCCCAGACUCCCCGACACCUUCGCUCUCUACGUCAGCAACAUCAUCAUCAUCCGAGAGUUUGUCAGCGGAUGACAUAGCCAAUAGCAUCAUCCUCAAGCAGAACACUGCGGCACUGGAAGCGCAGGUAGAGGAUCGGCCGCUUGCCAAGAAGCAAGAGGAGCUUGAGGAACGGGACACGGCGCAGCAGACCAACGGGCACAGCACAGUGACACCGACGAAUGGGUCUUCGCCAGCGCAGCAGCCUGCGCCGAAGGAGAAGGUCGUGCGGAAGGCACUGCUAACGAACAACGAUAUGGAGCUGCAGCGAGUCCAGAAGAUUCUGGAGGAAGUGCACCAACGCUUCUAUGACGAGUACGACGCGCGUUCUUUGGAGCCCAAACCCAAACCUUCCAGGCGGAAGGGUUCCAAACUGCCUGAGCCCAUACCAUACGACGUCCGGAUGAUUAUACCCCGUAUACGGAGGGAUACCUUGGACGGAUGUCAGAUUCUUUCUCUAGUACCGGAAGCGACCGAAAUCUGGAAGACGGCCCACGCGUUUGGUGCCAAGUGCUACACGGAGCUUUCUGGCCGCAUUACCCACGUCGUCGCUGCGAAGCGCGGCACCCAAAAGGUCGACGCGGCGCGCCGGAUGGGCACCGCCAAGAUCGUCUGGCUUGCCUGGUUCACCGACUCGAUCGCGUUGUGGGCACGGCAGGACGAGACGCCGUACCUGCUGGACCCGGAUCCCCCGCCCCAUGCGAGCGCUAUGACUGGGACCACGAACGCGUCGCGGCGGCGCCCGAGGAGGGAGAGGACCUCGCCCUCGACGAGGUCAACUGGGACGAGAUCAACGAUGAGGUCGACGCGGCUAUGAACGAGAGCGAUGACGACGGGGCGAGUGAGCGGAGUGGCACGCAGAGUGGGAACGUGUCGGAGGACGAGGAUACCUGGACGGACGAGUCAAAUAGCAUCAUCAGUGCCGCAUCUUCCCCUCGGAACAAACGGAAACGGUUACGCAGCUUGACGCCGUCCGAGGUCGGGGUGAACGGCAGGGUCCCCUCCGAUGUCCUCCGUUCGCCCCUUGCAAAGCGGAAGAAGCUCGCGGCCGAUCGCUCGGGCAAUUCGAAGCUCAAGGAGGCGUUCACAGCCGAUGAAUUGGCGAAGAGGGGCACGCCAACCCAUUCCGAGCAGGAUCUGACGGAAUCGGAGCCCGUGCAGAAGGGAUCAGUCCGGCUGAGAGGGACGAGGA